Lactuca virosa is the source of this 300-nucleotide messenger RNA. The record is from the annotation of a GenBank genome assembly. NCBI's taxonomy places the organism in Eukaryota, Viridiplantae, Streptophyta, Magnoliopsida, Asterales, Asteraceae.
AUGGGAGGACUAGCGAUGCAUGGUUAUGGGAAAGAGUGUCUUGACCUUUUUACCCUUAUGCAACAAGAAAAAAUCGCACCAAAUGAGGUCACUUUCACUUCAAUCUUAAAGGCUUGUAGUGUAGCGGGUCUUGUGGAAGAAGGUUGGAAGCAUUUUGAAUCUAUGACAAAAGAGCAUGGGAUUGUGCCAACACUUGAGCAUUAUGGAUGUAUGGUUGAUUUAUACGGCCGAUUGGGCCAUUUGGAUGAAGCGUUACGCUUCAUCCAUAGUAUGCCAUGUGCACCCGAUGCUGAAGGAUGA